AUGUCGCCCGUUGCCUUCCAGUUUGGAACAAUGCAGGCACUGCGGUGGGCUCGCGUGUCUCUUCGACGACCUUCCCGCGCGUCAGGCCAAUGCUUUCGGCCAACAGCGGGUUCGACCUUGUUGUCCAGCGUCUGGAGCAGCUCUCAAGUUUUGUUGCAGCUUUCAACCCUCUCUAGGAGCCAAGUUAUUCAUAAUUUUCCCACGAGAAGAGCGCUCAGUACUUUGCUGGGCAAUGGAGCCGCGCCACAACCGGUGGCUGCGUCUGAGUCGGUCAUCUCCUUGCCGCCUAAAUACGAACUGCAGCCGGAUGACGUGCACUGCUUUGUGGGUCUCAAUGGCAGCGGGAAGACCCAAUUCUUGGCUAGACUACAGGACCACGUUAAGGGGCAGCAGGCAAGGGGAGAACUACCAGCGUCCUGCCGGUUGUCGAGUCUCAGUCUUGAUGCUCAUCGGGAAUUCGUGGCCGAGAAUGGACAUCGUGUUGUGGCCGAUGUGCUUGGCGGUAUUGGCUCGCCUACUGCUCGGGAUUUGAUUGUGAGACUCGGACUGUUCCCCGUGUGGGAGCAGCGAGUGCGUCACCUAUCGACUGGAGAAAUGAGGAAGCUACUGCUUGCAGUGGCGCUGUUGGAGACUCCAAGAGCGUCGGUGCUGAUUCUAGACCAACCGUUCGACGGGCUGGAUGUGAAGGCGAGACGACAGCUGCAGUGGAUGCUCGGACAGUUGACGAGGGGGUUUACCAGGCUCUUGGUGGAGACGACGGGGGCCAAACACGAGGCAUUCGCCUACAAGACACAAGUGCUGUUAGUAGCGAACAGGCUGGAACAGGUUUUCCCUGAGAUCUUCUCGCACACAGUACUGCUAAAACAAGGUGACAAUGGUGCCCAUGGAUUCGAGGUCGUAGCCUGGCCUGACGAUAAGGAAGACGACACACGCAACAAGGCCAUGAUGAAGCGUUUAGAGGAGUUCUACGCUGAAGAGAAUGAGAAGCGGGUGAAGAUGGCGGACACGGAACUUGUAUCCCUUGUCGAGCAACUCUUCGAGUGCCGGGGCGGAGCACAAGUUGUUGCCGACAUGCCUGCUGUGCAGUUGAAUGGUGUGACGAUCUCGUAUGACCGCAAGCGAAUUCUGCUAGACGGUGUCGAUUUUGUACGACAAACGCACGAACACUGGGUUUUGCUAGGACCUAAUGGCUCUGGCAAAAGCUCGCUCAUGCGUGUUUUGAUGCAGACACCAGGUCACGGUCUCACAGGAGGUGAGGUUUUGGUGGUCGGGGAGCAAGUACAGCUCUUUAAAUCGGACUCUCCGAGCGAGGACGCACCAACAAAUUCUCGUUCAAGACUCGAAGCUAUCUCGACUGACCAGCACAUCCAGCUCCUGCACAAAAGCCUUCAGGCCGAGGAAGCUGAGGAUCAAACCGCAUUCAGCCUAAUCGAGAGCAAUGCGGCAAGCCGAGAUGCUGCCGAGCUUACCAUGCUGUUGCUGGCGCUCCCAGAUGCAGUGAAGACACGUACGCUCUCUCAGCUCUCGCAGGGCGAGCAGAAGCUCGUUCUGAUUGCUCGUGCGCUGGCAGCAUGUCCAAGGUUGCUGAUUCUAGAUGAGAUCACGCACGGCCUGGAUCCAUUCAACCGCGCUCAUGUGUUGCGUGUGAUCGAAACUAUUGGUCAACACUCAGCACAGCUGACUCACAUGGUGCUUAUCACCCACCACGAAGAGGAAAUCACUUCGUGUUUCUCGAGCAUCUUCGAGAUUCAGGACAAAAAGAUUGUCGAGCGGCCUAGACAGGUAGAGACUACAUGAGCAAGAUUAGAAAAGUGAGAGCUUGGCUGUUCAUUGAAUAGACCGUGACCAUAUCAAAAGUGACCUA
Molecule: messenger RNA, 1864 nt
Organism: Phytophthora nicotianae INRA-310
Lineage: Eukaryota; Oomycota; Peronosporomycetes; Peronosporales; Peronosporaceae
Exons: 1
Coding region: 1-1797 (598 amino acids)
Molecular function (GO): ATP binding; ATP hydrolysis activity
Source: RefSeq, a predicted model, not a curated record